Physella acuta is the source of this 2060-nucleotide messenger RNA. RefSeq lists its product as uncharacterized. The record is from RefSeq and is a predicted model, not a curated record. Lineage: Eukaryota; Metazoa; Mollusca; Gastropoda; Physidae. Gene Ontology annotation, molecular function: protein binding.
GAUAAGAAUAUAGCUUGUCUUGAAAUUGAAGCUAAAGGUCUACGAUUUUACAGAGACAAUAACUUAACAGAUUGAGAUGUUUUCACCUAUACAAAAACAAGCUGUAGCUUUUUAUUUAAAGAGCCUAGAAAAUCAAAGAGUUGUCUUAGCACCUGCGUUGGAUUCUAUUAUGAAUGCUAUUGAAGAAUGCAAAAGCUCUUUGACUUUCGAAAGUGGGAACAAAAAAAGCUUUGUAGAACUCGUGCAACUGUUAGAAGAAACGAACAGCCAAAAUGUGGACAGAUUUUCUACUAUUUUAAAAGAGAAUGGUUUCUCAGAAACAACACUGAUACAAAACACAGCUAAUUGUUUCUCAACCAGUCAAGAUAAUUCUUCACCAGAUCAAUUACAGUCUGUCGAUUUAUUUAAUAAGACAGGUCUCGAAUUUCAACAAAAACUUGACGCGGCGUCUGAUCUGAUUGAAAGAAAUCAUCGUGUGAUACAAGAAAAUAUCCAUGCUUUAAAUGACAGGCUACAAAAUAUUGAAACAAAGCAGCUGUCUGACAAGAAAAAAUCUAAACAGUAUAGGAGGUUGGUGGUUGAAACAGAGAGAAACUUGAAAACUCUGACUGAUAAGAUUGAUGAACAAAAUGGGUUGACAAAGCAAAUUACUGAACAGAUAAAGGACAUGAGGAGCUGUGUAAAUAAAGCAAGGGACUCUGCAAAUGACAAUAAAAAGAAAAUAGACAUACUGGAAAAUAAAGUUAACAGCGUCAUCAUCAAAUCAAAUAAUUUUGAAGUGUCAAACGAACAACUGUCUGAAAAGCAAAUUCAACUAGGUUUACAUGUUGAGACUAUUGAUCAAAAACAUACUAAUGUUGAUUUAAAGUGUGGAACUAUGUGCCAAAUGCUUGCCAAGAGAUUUAAAAGCUUAGAGUAUGUAAAUGAUGUUUUAUCGAAACUCUCCUUAUCCAAGGGUGAAACUUUCCUUCAGAUAAAUGAGAGAUUACACGAAUUAGAGCGAUCGUACGGAAUCACUCGUGUAGGAUUUAGCGCAAUGAUUUGGAGUGGCUUGAAAGUCAGAACCGGAGAUGUGAUUAGUGAUUUCUCCGACGUUUACUUCAAUCAUGGCGGACAUUUUGAUCCCACCAGUGGCGAGUUUACCGUACCGUCAGAUGGGAUUUAUUGUAUUAGUUUAAGUGUUUACAAACAAGUCGUUGGUGACGUAAAAAUCGAAUUAGUUCUUGUAGCAAACGUAGAUGACGAAGAACAUGAAGAAACAGACAUCACAAUAAUAUUUGAUGUUGACACAUCUAGUGGAAGAAACUAUUAUAUAUCUUAUGACGUACUAGAAACAGGAAACAUAUUAUUUUUAAAAGUUACAGCAGCUGAUGAGGAUUUCGAGUUUGGAAAAUACUCCGUUAUCACAUGCUAUAAAAUCUAAAGAAAAAAAAAUGAAUUACUUGUUUCUUCACUCAAAACGUCUCAACAGUUUCUUGGAUUAAAAGUGUUUACUUGUAUUGUGAUUAAAUGUAUACCUUAAAACUAAUUUUAAUUUUUAAAAAAAAAGAAACUUUGUAGGAGGACUCUGCUAUGGAUAUGAUUGUUUAGAAAUGAAGAUCGUUUUAUGUGUCUCAAUUUACUCUACAUAACAGCCAAGCUGCUUAUGAUAUUUUUAUAUUAUUUUCCUAUAAUCCAAAAUUUAUUUUAGCUCUAGUUAUAUACCCCUCAACCCACACCUCUAAAAAAAGUGCUCUUCAAUUUUUAUUUCUCUUUUCUACAAUACAUCGAAUCACUGUUUAAUUAAAAAAUUUCAGUGUUUGAAAUUAUACAUUUUGUAUAGGGCAGUAUAUGUGAGCCAUCUUCAGUAAAUGAAAGUACAUGUCAGAAAGAAGCAAUAUUAUUUCUAUUGUAAAUCUUUAUCAGUCCUCACAAAGCGGUGAAUAUGAUGAAGACUGUAAUAAUGUAUAGUUCAUACUAAAGCGAAAAUGUCAAGACAAACUGACGCUGUAAAUUACACUCUAAGGGAGAGAAAAAAUUACUCUAUGUAUCACGAAAAGGGAAAUCCUAUAAUAAAAACA